Messenger RNA from Leptopilina boulardi, 4240 nucleotides. RefSeq names its product nuclear pore complex protein Nup154 (gene Nup154). The transcript is spliced from 26 exons. Gene Ontology annotation, biological process: RNA export from nucleus; protein import into nucleus; protein localization to nuclear inner membrane. Gene Ontology annotation, molecular function: structural constituent of nuclear pore; protein binding. Gene Ontology annotation, cellular component: nuclear pore inner ring; nuclear pore. The record is from RefSeq and is a predicted model, not a curated record. NCBI's taxonomy places the organism in Eukaryota, Metazoa, Arthropoda, Insecta, Hymenoptera, Figitidae. The coding region runs from base 146 to 4057 and encodes 1303 amino acids.
UGUAAAAAAGGCCCUAAAGUCAGUUAAAAUCAAACGAAAUCGAUGCUUACCGCCCGGUGGAUUUUGGUUUUUUGAUUGUCAAUAAAUUAAACAAUAAGUUUAUAGUUAAUUUUUUCGAAAAAAACAGUUUUCGAAAAAUUAAACUAUGACUCUCACAGAAAUGGAGCCACUGAAAAUUCACCUUGACUCCUUGGAGAUGGCAGGGAAAAUGGUAGACAAACACAUUAAUGCAGACAGUAAUUUUCCAUCGUUAAUUAAUCUUAUGAGAUAUACUGUACAAGGUGGUCCAACAGUUAGCGGUUUAGAUGUAUAUGAUUAUCCAAAUUUAAAUGGUUCUAAUUUAUUAAAUGUAAAUCAUAUGAAAAUUCACAGUAAAAUUCCAUUGCCCUCAGAAGUUAUGGAGCAUUUUGGACAUAUGCAAUGUCACUGCAUGAUGGGACUUUUUACAGAUAUUUCGAAAGCUUGGCUGACAAUUGACAGUGACAUUUAUGUUUGGUCCUAUGAAAAUGAAUCUGAUGUGGCGUACUUUGAUGGAUUGAAUGAGACAAUUAUUAGUGUUGGCUUAGUGAAACCAAAACCAGGAAUAUUUCAAAGUUACGUGAAAUAUUUGCUAAUUUUAACAACUACUGUUGAAAUAACUGUUCUUGGUGUUACUUUAUCCGAAACGAGCUCACAAGGAGAAAUACAGUUAGUUCCAGAACCAAUUUUUACGGUUACCACUGAUGGAGUCGCUAUUACGACUAUUGCAAAUACAAAUAGUGGUAGAAUUUUUCUUGGCGGGAGAAAUGGAUCCCUUUAUGAAAUAUAUUACCAAGCGGAAAGUAGUUGGUUUGGAAAACGUUGUAAAAAGAUAAAUCAUUCAGAAGGUCCAUUAUCGUUUUUGGUACCUUCAUUCGUUUCAAUUGCAUUAAGUGAAGAAGAAGCGAUAGUUCAAAUAUCAGUAGAUGACACGAGGCAUAUUUUAUAUACUCUUGGUGAUAAAGGAAGUAUAACUGUUUGGGAUAUUGAUAAUGGAGGAGCAUCUAAAAUAACAUCGAUGACACAAACAACACUUGUACAAAAUUCAGUUCAUGCUGUUAAAACCCUUGAUAGUAACAAUUUUCGGCCUUUGGUUAGUAUAUCGGCUAUUACAGAAUCAGAGUCGCAACAUUUGAAUUUAGUUGCAGUUGCAGCAACAGGAACAAGAUUUUAUUUUAGCUGCAGUUCAGUUUCAAAUCCCAGCAGUAGACCACAGGGUCUUCAAUUAAUUCAUGUUAGAUUACCACCUGGUUAUGCCGCUAAUGCUCCUGUUAUUAGACCAAGAAAAGUUCAAAUGUCCCAUUAUAGAAAAGGAACUUUAAUACUAACCUGUGGCGGUGAUUCUGAAACUGUAUGGUGUUUAACAAAUGAUGUUUUUCCCUUCACGAGUUAUCUUGCCGAAACACAAAGUAUUCUUCCAUUGGAUAGUCCAGUUUGGUCGAUGGCAGAAAUUCUCGGUGAACCUGCAAUAAAAAUAGAAACGUUUAAUGGAUUACAAGGAGAUCCACCCCUUUUAGUGAGGCAACAUAUGGAACCACCUAGGAAAUUUAUUUUCCUAACUGCACAAGGAGCAAUAAUAUUAAUGCAAGAGCGACCAGUCGAUAUUCUUCGGCAGCUUCUAUUAAAACAACGAGGUCCAGAUUCAGAAGCAGUGAGAGCUUAUUUUCAAUCACAAUCACCAGAACAAGCAUGCGCUACUUGUUUGAUUUUAGCUACCCUUGAAAGUUCUCAAAAUGUUCAAUUAUCCGAAUGGGCAACAAGAGCAUUUUUCUUAUAUGGAGGACAAAGAAUUUCUAAUGCACCAAAUAUGGAGAUACACAGUGGAUUUUCAAAUUUAAAUGCAGGAGAUCUUCGAACAUCAACGCCAAGAAUGCAAGGUUUAGAAUCACGAUCGCCUAUCUUUAGAUCACAACAAAUGGGUAUUUCAACAGAUUUGUCAUUACAACAAUUUUCUGGAAAACAUGGAGGCUUGUAUCUUUAUGUUGGUAGAUUAUUGAGGCCAUUUUGGAAUUUAAGAUGCAUCAAACAAGAAACUGUUAAUAGUAAAUGCCAGAUACUUAGUACAGUGUCAUCGAAUCAAGUUGGAUGGGUUUUGGGACAUUUACAAGCUCUAAGAUCAUUUUUAAAUAAAAACACCUACAUUUCUAAACAGUUUAGAGAUAAUUCAACUCGAAAUAUGACAAAUGGCUUUGAAAUGAGUCAAUUCAAUGAACCAAUUGUUGAGGAAAGAAAUUCAUUGGAUGCAUUGAAAAUUUUCAUUACUCAUGCUUGUGAAAUUUUGGGACUUUGGAAAAUUCUCUGCGAAAAUCAAUUACAAAAUAUUGUUAAUUGUCUCUCAAAGGAACAAAUUAAUCAGUUUUCAACGGCAACAUUUAGAGAUUUGAUUUUAAUUGGUCAUGAAAUAUCAUCUUUGCUUAUUAUCCACUUGAUUGACAGUUAUUUAGGUGACAAUGCUUCAGUUGAUGCUGUUAGUGCAAAAUUACGCGAAAUCUGUCCAAAUUUGUAUAGAAGCGAGGACGCUAUUUGUUCAAAGGCUAAUGAAAUUAUUCUAAAAGCAAAAAAUUGUACAAAUAAUGAGGAAAAGGAAACGUACUUGCAGUCUGCUCUUAAGCUGUGUAAAGAAGUUGCUCCAAGAUUAAAUUUAGCAGCUGUUUGUCAACAAUUUGUAGCUUGUCAAUUUUAUUCCGGUGUUUUGGAACUUUGUCUUUGUUGUUCAGAGAGAAUUGAUCCUAAUAAUGCUGCAUUGCAUUAUUAUAAAAAUAAUGAGCCAAUCGAAGAUUAUGAAGGCAAUGCUGCUUAUUCGAAACGAUUAGAAAUUUACAAAGAAUUCACUGCAAUGUUAGAUCAUCUUUAUAAUCAAAGUAUUUCUAAUCCUCUGACACCAACAAUUCCAAGUAAACCAGGUCCACCUAUUCGAAAUACAUUAGCUACCAAUGUACCAGCAAAAGAUGUGUUACACGAUAUUAUCGAUGAGGCAUUGCAUUCAUCGUGUGAAACUUUACAUGCAUCAAUUUAUUUGUGGAUGAUUGAAAAAGGACUUCAUGGAGAAUUAAUUGCACUUGCUGCACCUUCUUUGGAAGCAUAUCUCAUAAGAGUUGGAGCACCAGAAUUAUUAUGGCAAUAUUAUGAACGAAAUAAAAAUCACGCGGGAGCUGCUAAAAUCUUAGAUUCACUAGCUUCGAAACCAGGAACUGGCGUUCCUUUAACUCAACGUGUUGAAUAUUUAGCACGUGCUGUAAUUUGUAUGCGAAGUGAUAGAGCAGGAUAUGCUCCUUAUCUUGGAGUUUUUCUCCGUGAACUUGAAGAUAAAGUAGAAAUAGCAAGAAUACAGCAACAGAUAUUAGAAACAAUUGUAAAUCAGGAAAAUAUUCUUGAUGCUGACACUGUACGAGAUGCAAGGAUGAGACUAAAUUCUUCCUUAUUAGAUAUUACACAAUUAUAUGAAGAUUAUGCAGAACCACUUCAACUUUGGGAAUGUAAAUUGUCAAUAAUUCAUUGUUCAGGACAUCAGGAUUCAAUGUUAAUUCAAGGAAUUUGGACCAACAUAAUUGAUAAUGAAUUAAGAAAUGCUACAUCUCCAUCAUCGGAAGACAAAUUAGUAAUUCUCUUGACUAAAAUUAAACAACUUGGGCAGGAUUAUUUUGGAAGUCCACAUUGUUUCCCAAUAGACUUUUUAUUAAAAGAAUUGGAAAUUCGAGCCUGUCGAUUGAAAGUUUCUAAUGAUCAUAUAAUUAAAGGACUUUUACAAUUAGGAAUCCCAAUUGAAGAUCUUUUAGACUACUAUGAUAAAAUGAUUGGAGGAAACAAUCGUACGUGGCUAAACGAAGGCAAUGAAUUCCAUUUAAUUGAAUCAACAAUGAAUCUAGUUAACUAUUUCAUAUCCAAUUCAACUGUAACUAAUAACUUUAACAGAAUGAAAAUAAUAACAAAGUGUCAAGAUGUAAUUUCCAAAUGUUUGACGACACUCUUUAGUAAACCAAAUGGAGGACAAUUAAUUGAAAAAUUACGAUCAAUACAAAGUGUGCUUAAUCGUUUGUAAACAAAUUUUUGUAUUGAACUUUGAAGUAAAACAAAAUCAAUACACAAUUAUGUAAAAAAAAACCCAAAGUUAUUUGAUAUUUUUAUUAUACUGCUACUAUUACUACUCAGUAUGUCUUUUUUAUAAUACUCUGUACUUUUGCAAUUGUUAUUUCUAAUAAACACAUUCCGACACUAAGUAAAA